Humulus lupulus (European hop) is the source of this 1367-nucleotide messenger RNA. Its product is annotated as GDSL esterase/lipase At5g03610-like. Bases 108 to 1190 code for a protein of 360 amino acids. Gene Ontology annotation, molecular function: hydrolase activity, acting on ester bonds. NCBI's taxonomy places the organism in Eukaryota, Viridiplantae, Streptophyta, Magnoliopsida, Rosales, Cannabaceae. The transcript has 5 exons. The record is from RefSeq and is a predicted model, not a curated record.
AUAAACCUCUUAUCAAAUUGUUCAAAAAAGCUAACCUGGUUCAUUCUUCUCCAAAAACUGGCACACACACUUAAUUACUUCUCGUGUACCAAAAAAAAAAAAAACACAUGGAUUCAGACAAGCUCAGCCUUAAUUCUCUCUUCAAGUGCUUCUUCUUUAUCUUAGGGUCGCUUCUCUCAGGAGUUGUAGUUUCAGCCCACAGCCAUGGUCACGAUUCUCAUCUCUUUAGCUUUCGACCAACAAAGCUUUUUGUUUUCGGAGAUUCUUACUCCGACACCGGCAACAACAGAAAAUCCGAAGGCACUUCUUGGAAAUAUCCUUACGGCAUCACCUUCCCCGGAAAACCCACCGGUCGUUUUUCCGAUGGCCGUGUCUUGACCGAUUUCCUAGCUAAGUUUGUGGGAGUGAAGUCUCCAAUACCAUACCAAUGGAGGAAGGUGGUGGGUUAUAAGCACUUGAAGUAUGGAAUGAACUUCGCCCAUGGUGGCACCGGCGUCUUCAACACCUUGGUUAUGGACCCAAACAUGACUGCUCAGAUCGAUUCCUUCAAAGAGCUCAUUAACCACUCUGUUUUCACUCCCAAAGACCUUCAAUCCGCCGUCGCCCUAGUCACUGUUGCCGGCAAUGACUACGGCGCUUAUAACUUCAGAAACGGCACUGCCGAGGGUUUUCCAGCGUUCAUUACAUCAGUGGUGAACCAGCUCUACGUGAACUUGAAACAAAUCCAUGCAUUGGGAGUGAAGAAGAUUGCAGUGACAGCUCUCGAGCCCUUGGGGUGUCUUCCGCCAAGCACCGUGGUGAGCUCGUUCCAGCAGUGCAACGGAUCCCAGAAUGCCCUCGUCGGUUUCCACAACCUCUUGUUGCAGCAAGCAGUAGCCAAGCUAAAUAGCGAAACCUCUAAAGAUACUAACAUCCUCAUUCUCGAUCUUUAUUCUUCCUUCAUGUCAGUAUUCAAGAACAAAGGAGACCGAUUAGGAACUGUAAAAUUUGAGAACCCUUUGAAGCCUUGUUGUGUUGGAACUAGCAGUAAGUAUUCGUGUGGGAGUGUAGAUGAGAAUGGGACAAAGAUGUACAGUAUCUGCGAAAAGCCUGAGUCUGCUUUCUUUUGGGACAAUGCACACCCCACCCAGCAGGGUUGGCAGGCUGUUUAUUUAGCUCUUCAGGACACUCUUCACCAACUAAUCUACUAGUACUCUUAACGAUGAUUACACCUUGUGCUAGAGUUUUUGUUUGCGUGUGUAUGUGUGUAUGACAUAACUUGAUUUCCCAGUCAAUAGAAACCUUUUUAUUUGUUUAUUUGUUCACUUUUUGUAUAAUUAUUGUUAAUUAAUUAAUUGGAUAGUGGCUGCAAAAUUAGCUCUUUUUAA